UGUGAGCUUUGAGCUGGCCAAUCAGAGCGCCCAGUUUAUCUAAGCUGCUGCAGUGGAGGAUUCAGCGAGGAUUCUCCCUCGUGCUCACACACACACACACGCACACGCACACACAGACACACUGUGCACGGAACAGAAAUAGUCUCAUUCACGGAGUAGAGUAGCGGGAGGAAAAUGGUGCGAAAGCCAGGGAAAGUGCAGAUAGACGCAUCCAGCAAGAGAGGAGAUGCUUAUAUGGAUCCAUCUUAUGAGGAUACUCAAGAUGGUGUGUGUUUCUUUGUAACUUCACUAGAGCCUUUCUAAAGGUGACAACAAUUGUUUCCUGAGUCAAGACCCUGUGGAGUCCAUUAUGUAAAUGCACUUCUGUCUGCUUCCUGAGAUGGAAAACUGAAACAUGAGCAUCCACGAAGCUUUAUGGACCUCUGACCCUGGCCCUCUAUUUGCUUGGAUCUAGCCCUUCUAAAAGACCACCAAGGAGGGGUGCCGCAUCAGUGGAGGUAGCUGAAGGUGAGGAGGAAGAAGAAUUGGACAAGAAGGUCAUUCACAUCCAUAGGAAUAUAAUUGCUCCUGGAAUAUCUCAAUUAUUUGGAAUAUUGUGAUACUUUGGGAAAUCCCAAGAAUUUGGAAUACUGGGAAUAUUGUUCAGACUCGCCAUCAUGAAGGUGAGCCCAACGUCCUGUCUGUGCCCUGUGCUUUUGUGUCUCUGCUUCUUGGAGAGGGGCUGUGGGGCAAGCCACCAUGGACAAGCCAAAGUGAUCUCCAGGAACCACAACCUGACCCACAGUCACAACCAGACUAAAGAUGGGGAGACAGAGGUCCACCAUAGGCCAAAACGAGGCUGGAUAUGGAACCAGUUCUUUGUCUUGGAGGAGCACAUUGGACCAGAUGCACAGUAUGUGGGGAAGCUUCACUCAAAUUCAGACAAAGGUGAUGGUUCUGUCAGGUACAUCCUAAGUGGGGAAGGAGCAGGGACUAUCUUCAUCAUCAAUGAAGUAACAGGAGAUAUCCACGCCACCAAGAGUCUGGAUCGAGAGAAGAAGUCACAUUAUGUUCUCCACGCUCAGGCCAUUGACAUCAACACCAACAAGCCCUUAGAACCGGAGUCAGAGUUCAUUAUCAAAGUGCAAGACAUUAAUGACAACGCACCCAAAUUUCCAGAUGGUCCCUUUGUCACAUCUGUGCCCGAGAUGUCAGAAAUUGGUACAUCAGUAUUCCAAGUGACAGCCACAGACGCUGAUGACCCCACCUAUGGAAACAGUGCCCGGGUAGUGUACAGUGUUUUACAUGGACAGCCAUACUUCUCUGUGGAUCCCAAAACAGGCAUAAUCAGAACGGCACUGGCCGACAUGGAUCGAGAAGCAAGAGAGCACUAUGCUGUGGUCAUCCAAGCCAAAGACAUGGCGGGACAGGUGGGGGGGCUGUCUGGCUCCACCACAGUCAACAUCACAUUAACCGACGUCAAUGAUAACCCGCCCAAGUUUCCCCAAAAGAAUUACCAGGUGUAUGUGCCUGAGUCUGCUCAAGUUGGGAAGCCAGUGGGAAAGAUCAAAGCCAACGAUGAGGAUGUGGGGGUCAAUGCUGACAUCAAAUACAGUAUUCUCAACCCUGAAGGAGCCAACAUGUUUUCUAUUGCUACAGACAAAGACACGAGAGAGGGCAUCAUUAGUCUAAGAAAGCCUCUUAAUUAUGAAAAGAAGAGACAAUACACUUUGCACGUUGCAGCAGAGAACACACACCUGGACCCUCGCUUCACCCAUCUGGGAUCUUUUAAGGACGACGCUACUCUGAAGAUAACAGUUGGUGAUGUAGACGAACCUCCAGUUUUCUCUAUGGAUUACUAUAUUAUGGAUGUCUAUGAGAAUGCCAGAAUUGGAACAGAGGUGGGAGCAGUAACAGCACAGGACCCAGACAGCAAGAACAGCCCAGUCAGGUAUUUCAUUGAACAAAGAGAGGGAGACGAAGGAUAUUUCGACAUCGAGGCUGUCAGUGGAGUCAUCAGAACCACUCAGCUUCUGGACCGAGAGGACACACCCUGGCACAACAUCACUGUCAUGGCAACAGAGGAGGAUAACCCCAGUCUUCUGAGCCAUGUCCCUGUCACAAUUCAGGUCCUGGACGUAAACGACAACCCUCCAGAAAUCAACACAGAGGAGGAAAUAAUCAUUUGUGAAAGCACCAGAGCAGGACAGGUCAUACAGACGAUCACUGCUGUGGAUAAGGAUGACUUUGCAAAUGGACAGAGAUUUUACUUCUCUUUCCCUGGAGGAAUUCCAGUUAACCCCAAUUUUACCUUAAAGGACAAUGAAGACAGCACGGCCAGCAUUAUAGCGCGGCGGCGGCGCUUCCACAGGUUGACUCAGGAGUUAUACGAGUUGCCAGUGGUUGUGUGGGAUGGAGGUGAGCCGCUGUUAAGCAGCACCAGCACUCUAAUGCUGCGAGUGUGUCCAUGUCAGCGCGGAACUAGGCUGAAGAUCUGCCAAAGUGAAGCCUUCCUGUCCUCUGCCGGCCUCAGCACCGGAGCGCUCAUCGCCAUUCUGCUGUGUGUGCUCAUACUGCUGGCCAUUGUGAUUCUGUUCAUCACACUGCGACGGAGCAAGAAGGAGCCACUGAUCAUCUCUGAGGAAGACAUUCGGGAGAACGUGGUUACCUAUGAUGAUGAAGGAGGUGGGGAGGAGGACACUGAAGCCUUCGACAUCAUCGCUCUCCGAAACCCAGAAGCUGCCGAGGAGCUCAAGUUCAGGCGGGAUGUACGACCUGAGGGCAAUCGACCAGGGUCAUCAGGAAGACCACACCAUCGCCAUGGCACCCACAGCCUUUCCUCCCUGGGAACAGAAGAGGAAAUGGAUGUCCGUGAUUUUAUCAAGCAGAGACUAUCAGAGGCGGACCAAGACACCAGUGUACCGCCUUAUGAUUCAUUACAGACAUAUGCAUACGAAGGUCAGGGGUCACCGGCAGGUUCCAUCAGCUCACUGGGGUCAGCUGGCAUCCAUUCAGAACAGGAUUACAAGUUUCUAGAUGAAUGGGGUCCAGAAUUUCAAAAACUAGCCGAACUCUAUGGAGAAGAGGCUGACGUGCAAUCCGAAUCAACUACCAAGGACGCAGAUGAACAGACUUAA
Molecule: messenger RNA, 3116 nt
Organism: Pygocentrus nattereri (red-bellied piranha)
Lineage: Eukaryota; Metazoa; Chordata; Actinopteri; Characiformes; Serrasalmidae
Product: cadherin-18
Exons: 12
Coding region: 657-3116 (819 amino acids)
Biological process (GO): calcium-dependent cell-cell adhesion; cell-cell junction assembly; adherens junction organization
Cellular component (GO): adherens junction; plasma membrane; catenin complex
Molecular function (GO): calcium ion binding; cadherin binding
Source: RefSeq, a predicted model, not a curated record